GUGGGAGGCAUUCAGCAGGAGAACGAGGCACAGCUGGAGAAGCGUCACCAUCACCCAGUUGGAGGAGUCGACUAACAAAAUAUUCAGUAGCUUCGGCUUCAGUAGAUUACUGCUCAGCUCUGUCUGUUCCAAAAGGAAUCCACGCUUGAGCAACAUCACCAUGACGACUUACAACGCACUUUUUUGUGUUGCAUUAGCAUUAGCCUCUGCUCAGGACUUGACAUGGAGGCCCAAUGUCCAGGAGCGACCAGUGAACCACGAGAAGCAGUCCUUCCGUGAACCAUUAUCCUGGAGAUCUCCAGAUCCCCCGGUUAAAGAGCAGCCACACUUCCCUCUCCAGUUUGAUCUGAAGACUCCAGAGGUACCCGACAGCAUGCGAGUCAUCUGCAGGAAAAACUCAAUCCGGGUGGAGGCCAAGCGAGACCUGCUUGGGAUCGGUCAACUUGUCAAGGCUGUGGAUGUCACUCUGGGAGGGUGUCCUGCCACCGGGGAAGACACUCAUGACCAGGUCCUGAUCUUUGAUUCUGAGCUGCAUGGGUGUGGCAGCCAGCUUCUGAUGUCUGAGGACACCUUCGUCUAUGUCUUCACGCUGCAGUACACUGCGUCUCCUCUGGGAGACACACCCAUUGUCCGAACCAGAGAUGUCACAGUCAACAUCCAGUGUCAAUACCAGAGGAAACACAAUGUCAGCAGCAGCUUCCUGAAUCCCACAUGGACCCCAUUUAGAGACUCCAAAAGUUCUGAAGAAAGCCUUUACUUCUCCUUAAAACUGAUGACUGAUGACUGGCAGUUUGCCCGGCCAUCGUCUCAGUUCCUGCUAGGUGACAUGAUGAAGUUUGAGGUUUCAGUCAAGCAGUUCCACCACACGCCACUCAGGGUGACGGUUGACGACUGUGUGGCCACCGUGGUCAGGAACAUCGACACGGUCCCUCGGUACUUCUUUUUGGGAAACAACGGGUGCCUGUUUGACAGUCAGGUGACAGGCUCCAGCUCUCGCUUCCUGCCUCGUUCACAGGACGAUCGGCUGCAGUUUCAGGUGGAGGCCUUCAAGUUCCAGCAGGACGACAGAGGCGUGCUCUACAUCACCUGCAACCUGAAGGCAAUGGCUUCGACUGCGGUGGUGGAUUCUGUUAACAAAGCCUGCUCCUUCGACAGUGGGUGGACCGAGGCAAGCGGGGUACACGAAGCUUGUUCUUGCUGUGACACGGAGUGUGGUCCACAAAGUUGGGGUCAUGUGACACCGAAUGGUAAAUGACCAGGAGACAGAAAAACUGGGGUGUGAAAUGGGAAGAGGAGGUUGCAGUUGGGCCAAUCACGGUGAAGGAAAAACCUGACACGAGAGAUUAAAAUAAUCCCGCUCA
This is a messenger RNA of Syngnathoides biaculeatus (alligator pipefish), 1361 nucleotides long. Its product is annotated as zona pellucida sperm-binding protein 3-like. The record is from RefSeq and is a predicted model, not a curated record. The transcript has 9 exons. Gene Ontology annotation, cellular component: extracellular matrix. Lineage: Eukaryota; Metazoa; Chordata; Actinopteri; Syngnathiformes; Syngnathidae. Gene Ontology annotation, biological process: positive regulation of acrosome reaction; binding of sperm to zona pellucida; egg coat formation. Gene Ontology annotation, molecular function: acrosin binding. The coding region runs from base 161 to 1255 and encodes 364 amino acids.